AUGAAACUCAAGCUAAAGGAGGAGGAGGAGGGGCAGCCAGAGCCCCUGUGCUGUGGUAAAAUCACAUCGUUUAAAUGUACACCUCGUUGUUGAUUAAACUCCACCAAGGCCAACACUGAGACGAGAUGUGUGUGAGCUUGCAUAUAAUCACCCUCACACCAUUACAGACCAUAUGUAUUGAGAAACAAAGAGACAUUUUAGCCAUAGAAAUACCUCCACAAGACAGGCCUUCCUAGCACGAGGACUGUGUCUGUCUGCACAGGGUUAUGUCUUUUGCAUAUCAUAGAGAGAAUAAAUGAACCAGGGCAAAUAAUGAGCUAAGGAGAGGGAGCCGAGAGUGAGUUGGAGCAUUAACUGGCUCUGUAAAGAGAGGAAGGGGGAAAUAUGCUCUCUGGGCUGGCUGGGCUCUCUGCAGAAUGGUCUGGUUUAUUUUCACUGGGAGGAUAUCACUGGAGGACUGACCUUGGAUACAUUUAUAAGGCUACACACACACACACACACACACACAUACACACAAAUACACACACACACACACACACACACAUGUUUGUUGUACUAUCCUUGAGGGGACCAAAACAUUUAUUCCCUAACCCCUAACCCUUAACCUUAACCCUUAAUGUAUAUAUAUAUAUGUAUAUUCCGGAAUUUUUCUGGAUUAUGUAUGUAUUUAUUUAUUUAUUGCUAGGUAUUACUACAGUGUUGGAGCUAGAAACACAAACAUUUCACUGCACCUGCAAUAACAUCUGCAAAUCUGUGUUCGCGACCAAUAAACGUUGAUUUAAUUUGACACACACACACACACACACACAAACACACAAGCCUGCUGGUUGGUGAGAAUUUGGCCUCCUCUCUGAGUGUGAUGGCUCCCAGCCCACUCUCCCUGUGACCGUGUGCUGUCAGGGGCCUCCCCCGGACUGCCACGGAGGGCCCUCAGGGGCUGCUUAAAGGGUGUUGGAGGGAGGGAGUUAUUUGGGUAACCACAGUCAUAGAGGGGGAAGGGGUUAUGCUUUUUGGAAGAUUGUUAGCAAGACUGCCAAGACCCCCCUCCCCUGCGCCUACUGCCAGUACUGCCACACACACAUACACACACACACACACACACACACACACACACACACACAGCUGUGGAUAAUUGUAUAACACUAAUGAGAUUUUAGUUAACCCUGACACUGCAGUGGUGUGACCUUCACCCCUCUCCCUGUGUCUCCUGAGAGAGUUCCACAAGGCAGGUCAGGCCAGUGGGGAGGAAAUGACUUGUCAGUGUUUGUAAACAGUGUAAAACUCCCCCCUGUGCUGUGCUCUGUGUCCUGUCCUGUCCUGUCAGCCCCAGAGCCUGGAACCAGACACAGAGCUGAUGUCAGGACGACCUCUCCUCUCUCCACAGGAGUCUCCUCUAAUGAAGAGCUCUGUUUCAAAUGCUGAUUAGGGCCCAGAGCAGCACAGGGUCAAGGGUCAAACGCACUCAGGCAAGUCUCUCUGACCCCCCCCCCCCCCCCCCCCCCUUUAGCCGAGAGAGAGAGAGAGAGAGAGAGAGAGAGAGAGAGAGAGAGAGAGAGAUGUUGACUUGCUUUGGCAAUGUUAACAUACAUUUCCCAUGCCAAUAAAGCCUUUAAAUUGAAAUUGAAUUGAGAGAGAGAGAGAGACCAGUCAUUAGCCUUGACAUUGUUACUCUUGGCCCAGAUGAAUAGAUCACACUCAGCACAUCCAAGUCAACACACACUGCUUCACAGACACUGUCUAUGGGAAUAUAGGGGAAUAAGUUGUCUUGUUAUCUUGUGAUUUCUCAAACUUGAAACAUGAUCAGGCCGAGUGAAUGAAAGAGAGAGUGAGAGAAUGAAAGUUAGGCAGUUGGGGUGUGUGGGGGAUGGUUGUCUGAGUGCCAAAGCCAGCUGAAUGUUUUAUACAAUGUAUUUGAGUGUGGGUGGAGGGAUCUUGGCACUUGAAUGGUCUAUAGUCUAAAGAGAAAAGAGGUGCUGUCUGUCGGAAAGGGAGGCUAGGUUAGAGGUGCCUUCAGUGCGUUCUGGAGCAGGGGUAUAUUAUCAAUUCCGAGCCAAUUUGAAAUCGGACACAGUCAUCAAUAUGAGCCGGUCUCCAUAGGACACUUCAAUUGAGCCCCCCCCCCACCACCACCAUACACACACACACAGAGAUACACUCUCAAAUAGACAGGCAGAAAGACGGACAUGUAGCAGAACAAAGCGUGUGUUCACUCCCCGAUCGAAGUUCGCCGCUAAUUUUACAUUCUUACUGAAAUGGAAGACAGGGCUUUUAGGAGUAUUUCUUUACACAUUCCUCAGAACAUACCAUUGCUUUACAGUCUCAGCUCUAACCUUGUUUAAUUUCCACAUGCACUAAUAGUAACCCGCUGAGAAAGCCUUUCAACCCAAAACAUAGAAAAUCAAAACCACAAAGAUUGAGGGCAAGUGCCUGGAGCAGGGUCCAUUUACACAAAGCCUUUUCACACUGUUCUUUUCCCUUUUUCCUCCUCUCUCUUUAUGGCCACUAACUCUUUCUGUCGUGAUCUCUUUUGUCCUCUUUUGCUCUCUCCCACUCACUGAACUCUAAACAGAACAUGAACUCUCUGUACUGUAUCUCUGUUUGUGCUGUCACUGACAAGCAUCAAUAGCGCAUAAUAUAUAUUAUGGUAAGUGUGGCUGACUGUGUGUGUGACACAUAGAGAUUGAGUGAGUUCUUGACGGAGUAUAAUAGUCUCUCCCUGCCCCUGAAAGGGUUGCAGGUGCUAUUUCCAGGCAGUGUUGGCCAGUAGUUUGCAGUGUGUUUGGCUCCAGCUGACUCUGAGAGGAGUGAGGUGCUGAACCCAGACUCUUGUUUGUGCCCGCAGCACCUGGGUCAUACAGACACAACAACACUAACACACACAGAGCAGACAGUCUGGGACUCCACAAAGGUCUGCCCAUUCAAAACAUCCCCAACCAGCAGGAACACAAACUCCCAUAGGCAAGAUAGAAUAGACUGAAAGUGCUGAAACUGUUUUUAUACUCAAUAAAAUCAUACCAACAUGAAAGCAGUUUGGCCAAGUGCAGCUUUUGUUGUUUGUGAAUUUGAUAUAAUUGCAAUGUACAGAUCAUUUGAUCACUCUUUUGCUGCUGAGAAUUUUUCUGCACAGCAAGAAAUGCUAACUUGUAGUGUAUUCAAGGUUUAAAAGGCUUCUAACGUUUGUAAUUUUCCCUUUAAAAUGCUAGAAUUGAUUUUCCCUAAAGAAAAAUGUAUCAACCCCACAAAAAAAUGUCCAUUGAUUAUAAUCCACAUAAUAAUUCACAUUUCCUGUUGCUGGCUGGAAACUGGCUCAAAUUAAGAUCCUACAUCUGUAGGAUGUUUAUGGUAUGGUAUUUGGAAUUUAUUAGGAUCCCCAUUAGCUGUUGCGAUAGCAGCAGCUACUCUCCCUGGUGUCCACACAAAACAUGACACAUUACAUAAUACAGAACAUUAAUAGACAAGAACUCAAAGACAGAACUAAAUCAAUUGUAAACAAGAAAAAUAUAACUAAAAGGUUCUGUACUGACUCAAUAGUGACUCAAUUCAGUAGCAUCUAGACUAUCAGUUAUACAUUCAUAUCAGUACAUACAUACACAUCAAAUCAUUUGUUUAAAUAGCGGAGAGGCGUUGAAGUGCCGUGAAGCUGUUUUUGAAAGCCAGGUCUGAUGUUCACUUGAGCAAUCUGAGAUGGAAUGGAGUUCCAUGCAAUCAUGGCUCUAUGGAUGGGAUAUAGGACAGAGAUAAAAGUCACGCCUGCUCUAGCACCAUCAUCCCCCUUUCUAUCCAUUCCUCCAUCCGUCCAUCCCUCUCCCCUGUGGUCCUCACCUGCUGGCCCACCCUGACUGUGGUGUUGGUGAGGUCACCUGAUAGAGAGAAGUUCCCGGUCUCCUUACAGUCACAGGACACUAGAGAGUUAUUGUCCAGGGCUUUCAGAGCAAAACUCUCUCAUGCAGUCCAGCUUGCCUGCCACAGUGCUUCAUCAUAAUCAGAAUGCCAAAUAAUUUGAAUAAAAAUAAUGGAAUAAAAAAAGAAUACUGAAUUGACAAGGGAAUAUUGGCACCCGUGAGCAUUCCGAAAUUGAGUGAAAAUACUUUGUGGGAGGGUUGGUAUUUUCUUGUUGAUGUGUACUGAUUGUGCUGUUGUCUGGAAGCCUCACUGCUUAUCAGGGCCAUUUGCAUGAGUGACUUAGUGCAUCAUAACGGAAUGACGUCUGUAUGUCCUCACUGUGUGGUCCACUGAACUGACUCCUCUUCAUCCUCUUCCUCUUCAGAGUCAGGAAACCAGCUGGUGGCUCAGGAGGCGGUGAGGAAGCCGUCCACUCUCCGCCGACCUCCUGCCCCGGCCCGCACAGGAACAGGGGAGCAGCUCUCCACCAGUAAAAACCACAACCCUAACACUCUCUCAUACAGUACUUUAACACCUGGAACCAUACUUCUCUUUUGAAUAUCGUCAGACUCAGAACACCUAGGAUCCCAUUUAUCUCCUUUACAACGUUUUGUUUUAACACUCAGGCCCCAUGUUUCUCAUAUUCACUGAAGUACAUUUUUGGAAGUGCUUUUUGCAGAUAUCGAUACUUGUCCACAUACACUACCAUUUAAAAGUUUGGGGUCACUUAGAAAUGUCCUUGUUUUCGAAAGAAAAGCAAUUUCUUUGUCCAUUAAAUUAACAUCAAAUUGAUCAGAAAUACCGUGUAGACAUUGUUAAUGUUGUAAAUGGCUAUUGUAGCUGGAAACUGCAGAUUUUUUAUGGAAUAUUGUGACGAGUACUGAGGAUACAAAGAGGCAGGACGCAGACGCAGGAAUCAACAAUGUAAAGGUUUACUUAACACUGAGCAAGAGAACAACAAAGAGCGAGUACACGACAAGACACUGACAAUCACACACAACACAACACUGAACGAUCCAGGGCUAUAUAGGGGUGGUGAUGAGAUGAGGUGCAGGUGCGCUGGAGGUGAUUAGGGUGCGUUGGGUUUCCAUUCCGGUGUUGCCGAGGUGGUGCGCUCAGAUCGGUGGCUCAAUAGACCGGCGAAUCAGAGCGCCGGAGGGGAGCAACGGGAGGGGGCGUACCCCGGGGGACGGCAUCCGCCAGAGGACCAGGAACCACCGGCCUGAGGAGAGACACAUGAAAAGUGGGUGAGACACGGUAGUGAGGGGGAAGGAGCAGCCGGUACGAUACCUAAUUUAUCUGCCGGAGGACUUUAAACGGCCCCACAAACCGGGGGCUCAGUUUCUUGCAGGGCAGGUGGAGAGGGAGGUUUUUUGUGGACAGCCAGACACGAUCACCAGGCUGGAAUACGGGGGCCUCACUUCGGUGGCGGUCAGCUUGUUCCUUCUGCCGAUGAAUGGCCCUCUGGAGGUGGACAUGGGCAGCAUCCCAGACCUGUCCGGCCCUGUGGGCGCAUCGGUCUGGCUGGGUGUCCAAGGGGCCAGGGCCGGCUGGUACCCCAGGAUGUACUGGAAGGGAGUGAGCCCUGUGGAGGAGUGAACGAGGGAGUUCUGGGCAUAUUCUGCCGAUGAAUGGCCCUCUGGAGGUGGACAUGGGCAGCAUCCCAGACCUGUCCGGCCCUGUGGGCGCAUCGGUCUGGCUGGGUGUCCAAGGGGCCAGGGCCGGCUGGUACCCCAGGAUGUACUGGAAGGGAGUGAGCCCUGUGGAGGAGUGAACGAGGGAGUUCUGGGCAUAUUCUGCCCAGGGUAGAAACCUUGCCCACUCACCCUGCCGGUCCUGACAGUGGCAGCGAAGAAACCUCCCCAGCUCCUGGUUCAUGCGCUCCACCUGCCCAUUCGACUGAGGCCUAUACCCGGAAGUGAGGCUGGCCGUGGCCCCGAUCUUCUCCAGGAAAGCCUUCCACACUCGGGAGGUGAAUUGGGGGCCAUGGUCCGAGACGAUGUCCUCCGGAAGUCCAUAAUGCCGUAAGACCUGUUGGAACAGGACCUCAGCGACCUGGAAAGCAGAAGGAAGACCAGUUAGUAGCAAAUAACGGCAUGAUUUGGAGAACCGAUCUACGACCACCAGGACUGUGGUGAAGCCGUCAGAACGUGGGAGGUCGGUGACAAAGUCUAUGGACAGGUGUGACCAAGCUCGCUGAGGCACUGGGAGAGGAACUAGUUUGCCUGCCGGGGCAUUCCGAGGUGUCUUCGUUUGGGCACAUACGAAACAGGAGUUGAUAUAGCGGGAGACAUCAGUAGCCAAGGUGGGCCACCAGUAUUUUUGUGAGAGAGAAUGUAGGGUGCGCGUCAUACCGGAGUGCCCUGCCGUAAAGGUGGUGUGCGCCCAGAUCUGCAGGCGGUCACGGACCCUGGUGGGUACAUACACGCGCCCAGGAGGCGCUGGGUCCUCCUGAGCCGCCAGGUCGGAUGUCUUUGUCCACAUCCCAAACGACAGGUGCCACGAUGAGAGACGGUGGCAGGAUAGGACCCCCUAAAUCCUUCCUUUCUCCGGUAUGGUACAUCCUGGAGAGUGCGUCGGCUUUCACAUUCUGGGAUCCUGGGCGGUAGGACAGAAUAAACUGAAAGCGAGUUAGAAAUUGGACCCACCUGGCUUGACGAGAGUUCAUCCGUUUCGCUGCCCAUAUGUGCUCCAGAUUCCAGUGGUCAGUGAGAAUCUGGAAUGGAUGGACUGCGCCCUCCAGCCAGUGUCUCCAUUCCUCCAGAGCGAGGACCACCGCCAACAGCUCCCUGUCUCCAACUCCAUAGUUCCUCUCUGCGGAGGUAAGCUUUUUCGAGAAAAAGGCACAGGGAUACAUUUUCUCUGGCUUACCUUGCCGAUGGGAGAGGACCCCAACCACGCCCUCCUCAGAUGCGUCCACCUCCAGGAUGAAAGGACGAGCUGGAUCUGGGUGUUUUAGCAGGGGCACUGUGGUGAACCUCUCCUUCAGCCUCUUGAAGGCAGCGUCAGCCUCAGGGUUCCAGGCCAGUUUCUGAGGCCCCCCUUAAGGAGAGAGGUGAGCGGGGCAGGCUAUGGAGCUGAAGGACCUGAUGAAACGCCGGUAGAAAUUAGCGAAGUCCAGGAAGCUCUGUAGGCCUUUGAUGGUGGUGGGGACUGGCCAUGACCUGACGGCGUCCGUCUUCGCUCUUUCCAUGAACACCCCCUGAGGACUGAUCCUGUAUCCCAGGAAGGAGAUGGCCUGUUGGUGGAAUUCGUAUUUCUCCCCCUUCACCAACAGGCUGUGUUCCCAGAGGCAGAGUAGGACCGCUCUGACGUUCCUGACGUGCUCCUCGAACGUAGUCGAGUAGAUCAGGAUAUCAUCGAUGUACACCACCACCUGUCUACUCAGCAUGUCUCGCAACAAAUCAUUGACGAAGGACUGGAACACGGAAGGUGCGUUAGCGAGGCCGUAGGGCAUGACACAGUAUUCAUAGUGGCCUGAGGUAGUGCUGAAUGCCGUCUUCCACUCGUCUCCUUCCCGGAUUCAGGUCAGGUUGUAGGCACUCCUCAGGGCCAACUUGGUAAAGUACCGGGCCCCUCGCAGCUGCUCGAUGGCCGACGGAACCAGAGGGAGGGGGUACCGGUACUUGGUGGUGACUGCGUUCAGCCCCCGGUAGUCAAUGCACGGUCUCAGUCCUCCGUCUUUUUUGUCCACGAAGAAGAAGCUGGCGGAGGCAGGAGAGGUAGAGCGUCUGAUGAACCCCUGUUUCAGGGUCUCUGCCACAUACUUCUCCAUGGCAUCAGUCUCCGAUAUGGAGAGGGAGUAAAUCCGACUCUUCGGGGGGUGUUGUCCCUCCAGCAGGUCAAUGGCGCAGUCCCAGGGCCUGUGAGGAGGGAGACACUUAGCCUUGGAGGCAGAGAAGACAUCGGAGAGAUCUGCGUACUCACGUGGAAUGUUGGGCUGGAGGGCGGACUCCGGACUCUCCACUGACGUGGAACAACAAACCACCGGCAGGCAGGUCCUCCGGCAUGAGGGGGACCAGGCUGUGAUCCUCUUGGUGAUUCAAUUGAUGGUGGGGUUGUGUAGUCUGAGUCAGGGCAAUCCCAAGACGAUCGGAAGUGAUGCAGACAAUUACAAUGAUGGAAGUUACAAUCUAUCAGCAAUAGUAAAGCUGAUCAACACCCCUAAAGAAAAGAAAAAAGAGAAGAAAAAAAAAGAAAACAUCCUAAGAUGAUCCGGUGAAGGGGUGACGUGACGAUCUGGAAGGACAGCUCCUCGUGGUGCUCCGGUAGUGUGGGAAUGGUGAUGGUGAUGGUGAUGGGGAGAGUGACGUGCGUAAUGGUGCCUGAUCCAAGUGGUUUAUUGUCCAGCGAGGUGACGUGAAACGGAGAAGGCAGUGGCACAGUGGGCAACCCCCAUUCAGAGACCAGCACCCUAUCUGUAAGGUUCCCCACUGAUCCGGAAUCUAUCAUUGCCGUGGAAAGCGAAGAAAAGGAAGAACCAUUCACCGUUAGGGGAACUAAAAACAAUGGUUUGGUGACAGGUGAUGAAGGAACACUCACGGAGCGGCGACGGGAGUCAUACCGCCUAGAUAGGGAGCCGCCAGGAGAUCUGUGGUCCGUGGUGGUGUAGGGGGUGCUGCCCACUUCCAAGGGUGAGGACUCGGAGGCAGGGCGGCUUCCAUAGCUCAGAUGGGGUGAGCGUCAAGGCUCCGGGAGGUGUUGGGAACGCCGUCGGUCUCUCAACAUGUCGUCAAGAUGAAUGGACGUGGCGAUGAGGGUAUCAAGGUCCAUCUCGUCAUCCCGACAUGUGAGUUCCGUCGUGAUGUCCUCCCGUAAGCCUCUCCUGAAGGCCGUGCGCAGAGCACGCUCAUUCCAGCCGGAAGACACCGUGCGAAAGCUCAGGGUGUACUCGCGUGCGGCCCCCUCUCCCUGUUGUAGCCGGAGGAGAUGCUCACCCCCGUCCUUUCCCUCCGUGGGAUGAUCGAACACCGCCCUGAACCGAGCGAGGAAGGUGGAGUAGGGAAGCGCUGCAGCCUCACCUCCUUCCCAGACUGCCGUGGCCCAAUCCAGCACCUUUCCCUUCAGUAGUGAAAUCACCAGCACUAUCCUUGCUUGGUCCGAUGGAGAUGCCCCACGCUGACACGCCAGAUGCAGUGAAACCUGUAGCAGGAAGCCUCUACAUUUCUUCGUUUUCCCGUCAUAGCGCUCCGGCAGGGCGAGGGUUCCCUCAGACAUUGGUGAUAGCCCAGGAGGAGGUGGACUGGUUGCACUCGCCGCUCCCUGAGGUGGAACCGGAGCGAUAGUCAGUUUAUGCAGCGUUUGGAGCACUUCCUGCAUGGCGGCGUUUAGCUGGGCAAUCUGCUGCUGGUGCUGGUCGAGGCGCUGGGAAACUCCAGGAGGAUUAGCUGCUGCAUCCAUCUUCGUGAUUGGUGUGUGAUUCUGUGACGAGUACUGAGGAUACGAAGAGGCAGGAUGCAGGAAUCAACAAUGUAAAGGUUUACUUAACACUGAGCAAGAGAACAACAAAGAGCGAGUACACGACAAGACACUAACAAUCACUCACAACAUAAUACUGAACAGUCCAGGGCUAUAUAGGGGUGGUGAUGAGAUGAGGUGCAAGUGCGCUAGAGGUGAUUAGGUUGCGUUGGGUUUCCAUUUGGGUGUUGCCGAGGUGGUGCGCUCAGACCGGUGGCUCAGUAGACCGGCGAAUCAGAGCGCUGGAGGGGAGCAACGGGAGGUGACGUGACAAAUAUCUACAUUAUCAGCAACCAUCAGUCCUGUGUUCCAAUGGCACGUUGUGUUUGCUAAUCCAAGUUCCCAUCUUAAUCUUUUAUUUUUAUUGGCCAGUCAGAGAUAUUUAUUUUUCUUUGCAACUCUGCCUAGAAGGUCAGCAUCCCGGAUUCGCCUCUUCACUGUUGACGUUGAGACUGGUGUUUUGCGGGUACUAUUUAGCUGCCAGUUGAGGACCUGUGAGGCAUCUGUUUCUCAAACUAGUAUUUGUCCUCUUGCUCAGUUGUGCACCGGGGCCUCCCACUCCUCUUUCUAUUCUGGUUAGAGCCAGUUUGCGCUGUUCUGUGAAGGGAGUAGUACACAGCAUUGUACAAGAUCUUCAGUUUCUUGGCAAUUUCAUCGCAUGGAAUAGCCUUCAUUUCUCAGAACAAGAAUAGACAUGAGUUUCAGAAGAAAGUUCUUUGUUUCUGGCCAUUUUGAGCCUGUAAUCGAACCCACAAUUGCUGAUGCUCCAGAUACUCAACUAGUCUCAAGAAGGCCAGUUUAAUUGCUUCUUUAAUCAGCACAACAGUUUUCAGCUGUGCUAACAUAAUUGUAAAAGGGUUUUCUAAUGAUCAAUUAGCCUUUUAAAAUGAUAAACUUGGAUUAGCAAACACAACGUGCCAUUGGAACACAGGACUGAUGGUUGCUGAUAAUGGUCCUCUGUACGCCUAUGUAGAUAUUCCAUUAAAAAUCAGCUGUUUCCAGCUACAAUAGCCAUUUACAACAUUAACAAUGUCGACACUGUAUUUCUGAUCAAUUUGAUGUUAUUUUAAUGGACAAAAAAUUGCUUUUCUUUCGAAAACAAGGACAAUUCUAAGUGACCCCAAACUUUUGAACUGUAGUGUAUAAUAUUUGUUUCUUUGUCUGUUCUCCAGAUUGCCUCAACUGUAGUCGAAUCACAGCCCUGACAAACAGACUCAGCUCACUGGAGGACAAGGUACAGUCAUGGACUCUACUGAAAACUGUGCUGCAGUGAGAGGCUACACAGUCUCUGAUCAUGAACACCAGUGUUUGAGUCUUUUUGAAAGGCACUGGCAUUUCUCUGAUAGAUUUGUAUUUAUUUUUAUUAAACCUUUAUUUAACUAGGCAAGUCAGUUAAGAACAAAUUAUUAUUUACAAUGACGGCCUACACACACUACAAUAAAUUGUAAAGUAUUUUGUCUAUAAUGUCUUUUUCGUUAUGUGUCGGACCCCAGUAAGACUAGCUGUCACCACUGGUGUCGGCUAAUGGGGAUCCUAAUAAAAAGGUAAAUUAAAAAAUCUCUUCAAAUGUCUCUCUUUCUCUCUCUUUCCUAUUUUAUCCCAAUAGGUCCAAGUGCUGUCCUCUCCUGCUUCCACUUCUCACCGCCACCUACAGGGUAAAGGAGGAACGGCACCGGAGUCAUCCUCACAGAUAGAGGCUCCACAAACCAAAGGAGCACCUGGCGAGCAGGGACCCGUAGGUACGUACAAGUCUCCUAUACCCAUGUAUGGGCAGGUUUUAGGAAAACCAUGUAUGCCUACUGAUUUGAGUGAAGUGGGUUAUGUUUGAUCAUUUAGUGAGAAAUCACUCUGCACAGCUCUCUUCGUGUGCUGUAAUUCGUUCUCCAUUGCAUCUCUACCUGCUCUCCUCCCCCAUAUCCUAUUUCCUCUGUCGCUAAGAGAGAGACGUGCACACACACAUACACACACACACAAACACACACACACACACAGACACAGACACUAAUUUCCAGUUGUCUGUGCUGCUCUCUUUCAGGGUUCUGUUGUGUGGAAAGUGAACACUUCAGGGCAUGAAAGCCCUCUCCUUCCCUGGAGCUCAGCCCAGCGUUGGCUGCAGCUAGAAAGAGAGAGUGCUCUGCUGGUGCACUUUCAAAAGGCCUUUCAAUAGUGUAUCAACUUCCAUCCAAUUACAUUCAAAUCUGUUUUAGCCAAAGGCUCUCUCAGGGUAAGAUCAUCACUGGCCUUCUGAGGCCUGUAGAUGAAUGUAAAUGCACCAUUAUGUUCAUCCUGCCACACAGGCAAUGUUUGUGGGUCAGUCUUAGUAGUUUUGAGAGAGAGAGAAAUGAUCUGUUCUGUAUAUACGUUUUUUGUUUCACUACAAUAUAAGAGCUAUAAUUUCGCUGAAUGUUCUGCCCUGUGUGGGACUCUUUGGUUUUAGUCUCCCAUGACUAGCUAUGGGGUUUGUUCCUCUCUGGCACCUCUGUGGCCCUAAUUAACAUCUCAGUGCUUAGUCUUUCAGCGAGUCUGUCUAAUCCAGAGCACAGCUCAGCUGCUCUGCCACCUCCAUCUGGUAACCCUUCACCUCAGGAAUCACUCAACGUCUAGUCCAUUUUUCCACACAAGGCAAUGGACGACCCCUUUCGCUCCCUCUUUCCCUGGGCCCUGGACUGCUCUCUGACACCUGUCUAUUUCUUCCCUAACAUACAGGUCCACAGGGCGAUAGAGGCAGAGACGGUACCCCUGGACAAGAUGGUAGGUUUGAGAUGUCAAGUCAGUCAUUGUUUUGUUUGUAACACAAACUCUUAUUUGUGGCUGAAUCAGAAUGGCUUUAUGGUUACUAGUGUCUGUACCCUGUCUUUGCUCAGGGAAGCUAGGGUCCCGGGGACUGCCGGGCCCCAGUGGCCCCAGGGGCGAGGCUGGGGUGAGGGGCCCUUCUGGGACCCCAGGAUCUAAGGGGACCCCAGGACCAGUGGGUAAGAUACUUACUGUAACUAAACAAUGACAGAGUGUAUGAUUUUAACAACCACUGAUUUCACUGUAAAAUUGCUUAAGCCUCCAAAUUUGUGACAGUCAUUCCUUUUGGCUGAAAUAUGAUAGUAACAGACUGUAUUCAGUAGAUGUUUGAUUCAUGAAUACCAGAUCAUUCCAGAUUUACAGUUGAUUAAGCAGGGUGCACCGAAUGCUUCUUGUCUUACAAGACAUUGACACUGUUUGUCAAUAAAUACGCAUGUCAUAAAGAUGGUAAAGAUCAGUGUGGGGACAGGGGGAUUGUAUGCGUACCCACCCACUUAACCCAUUGUCUCUAAGACACAACUAUGACAGUACUCUCAUUAGGCCAGGGCAAACAAGAACCCAGAGUGUAUGUCACUUCCUGUUGACUUAAGGCCUGAAACAAUGGUGGAAAAGUCACUCAGAUCUAUCUCAACAAAUUGCAACAAACUGCAUUAUGACAUCCUGCAUCAUAGUGUUAGGCUUUCUGUGAAACCACUCGGCCAUUCCACAAAGCCAUGCGUAGUCCAUGAAAAACACAGCAGUUCCUCUGUGGACAGCAUGAUGAUAACUUACAGACUUCUCAACCAUAAGACUUACUAAAUACAGAGUUUGCUGAUUCAGCAUGGUUUCCAGCAGCCUGCAAAAAAAAUAUUUAUCUUCAAUAUUUUAUCUACACGAAGCUCUCCUAUGGCUCGCAACACUCGCUGUUGUUCCUGCCUCCUGACCAACAAGAGUCGAUUCGUUCAGCAACAUAAAGAAAAGCAUCAAUCUGAUGCUUAUAUUUGAGGGUAAAUGGUUACAGACAAAUAAUAAAUAACAGUCGGAAAACAAGAAAUCCCUAGGCAUCCCCGGGCAGUUAUGAGUUUAAAGAUAAUCAAAUAAAUAGUAAUAUAAGUUGCUCUCGAUAUGAGCGUCUGCUAAAUGACUCAAAUGUAAAUGUAGAAUGUUGUAGCUGGAGGCUGUGGUUCUGGUUCCUCUCUGUAUGGAACAUGCAGACAGUGUACCCCUCCCUCUCUGAGGGACAUAUGACCCCUGCUCUCUGCCUGCUGCUGCUGCUGCUGCUGCUGGGUAGAAACUACAAACCCACUUUCUGAGAAACACCAUGUGAUUCCAAUCUGAAAUGAACAUGAGCUAUGUAUACAAGUCCUGUCUCCUUAUGUCUUCCAUAUGUCUGCGGUGUUAUUGUUGUCCCCCACGAUGAAAUCUGUGGAUCUGUCUCCGUCCGUACGUACAUUCGUUCAUACAUUCCUUCGUACGUUCGUACGUUAGUCACACGCGAUAUCUCAAACAGCACUGGGCCAAUUUUGACUAAACUUGGGUGAAUAAUGUGUCUUGCCAUAGAGAUCCGGCAUUUACAAAAUGACACUGAUUGGCCCAAGGUGGGAGCUAUAGUAAUUCACUGAAAUGUGUUAGUCAUACACUGCAUCAUUGGUGGGGGACGACAUGUUUACUGUUGCCCUGUUUUUCCUAUCUUCAUUAUAUGAUGUGUAUUCCCAGAGUGCAAUAGGGUUUCUAUUCAAAACUAUUUUCUCCCCUGUAUGCUGAAUUCUUCCUGUACGUUGCACAUACUAGAAAUGUUAACAUUGACAAGAAUGUGUUUGAUGUAACUGAAAACGUGAGCCUUAUGAGAGCAUGUUUGGUAGCAAGAGUUUAGGAGGAAGGGAAAUGAAUGAACUCAGCAGUGGUGUAAAAGUGGUUAAGACAGAUUCAUAAAGAGUCAAGGGGAGACUGUUGUCCCACAGGGACUUCCGCAGGGAGGGAAGCAGUGUCAGGUUGGGGUGUGUGCAGUCGUGCACUGAUGUGUUUUGGGAUGUUUUCCCCUGAAUCAGCGCAAAGACAGGACAUGUGUUUCCUGUACAGAAGAACUAGGAUUCCCUUACACGCACACGCAUGCACGCCCACACACACACACACAAACACACGCAUGCACACACACACAAUUUUACUCACACCUGGACACUGUAGCCCACAGCUGCUCCAGGGCCCCAUUAUCCUGCAGGAAAUAUAGAGCCUAGUUUGCCCUAAUGUCAUGCUAACACACAGACUCUGGAGAUGGAGCCACUGUGCUGCUGACCAUGGGUCAUGGUCCUUCAGGUUGGAUUGAGCGUGUGCAGAACCACAACACAGCCAGUCUUUGCUGCAAUGUUUACCAAAGCGAAGUGAAAAUGAAUCAGCGAGGUGUCAAAUCCAAUUAGAGCUGUAAUAACACAUUACAAAUGAUCCUUUCCUAUGCCAAGUUAUUCAUAGUUGCUAAUACAAUCAAUGUAACUCAAUGAUAGCUGUUGUCAGUUGCAUCACCCUCCAGAGCAUUAUUCAGGGUCACAAGACAAGGAGAUAGAGGGAGAUUGUGUGUGUGUGUGUGUGAGAGAGGGAGAGGGAGAGGGAGAGGGAGAGGGAGAGGGAGAGGGAGAGAGAGAGUGUGUGAGUGAGUGAGUGAGUGAGUGAGUGAGUGAGUGAGUGAGUGUGAGGGGGGGGGUCAUGUUGAGCACAGCAUUACCUCAGGAAAGUGCAAACAAUGAGGUCAGAUGUUGCUGUGGGGAGGUGAGGCACUUUGUUUGGGUUUGUGGAUGGAGCAGUCAAUCCAGCUGGGCCACAGGGACAAGUCACAUCUCAGCUUUUCUUUCUCACCUUUUUUCAACAAAAGUAGAAGCCGAUGUGGGAGGGAGAGAGAAACACUUUCACUAGCUGGCUUGUCGGGACUGGUUAUGCACGCACACACACAACCGUGAGCGCUCUCACGCUCCGGCUCGUGCAGACUCAGGCAGCAUUAAAUUUCUUACGCACCAGUGCCGCUAAUAUGCUCCAACGUUUAAUCGUUUUUAUUUGAGUUUUCCCAGGUCCUCCUUUGAGCUCCCAGCACACAGCCAUUAAGAGCCCUCCUCCUGUUAAUUAAAGCUGAACAGCAGUCAGUCGCUCAGCCCGCAAUCUCCUCUCCUCGCCUCUCCUCUCCUGCUGCUGAUAUUAACCGCCAAGCACUGAAACCUAAUACACCAUGCAGCGCUCGCUCUCUCUCUCCCCCAUUCUCCCUCCCUUCACAUUCUCUACUAUACAUCUACACAGCCCUGUACCCUACCACCUUGUCUAGGUUCACCAGUGCUCCCCUGCCAUUGUGAGGUGUGCCAGGAAAGGCAACACAGAGUGAAACCUCUUCAUCAUGGGUUCACCUAUCUGGUGCCCUUUGAAAUUAUGAAAAUACUCAAUGAAAAAUCGAAUGAUAUACCAAAAGAGAUUAAAAGUUUCUCUCUGGUCACCGGGCACUUUACACACUGCACUAAAAUAUGCUAUGGUGAAACCCCUUCUGAAGAAAUGUAAUCUAGAUUCUUCAGCUCUUAGCAAUUUUCGGCCAAUCUCCAACCUUCCAUUCUUAAGCGAAAUUCUGGAGAAAUUGGUUUUCAUACAGCUAAAUUAUUUUUUAAGUGCCAACUGUAUUUAUGAAAAAUUCCAAUCUGGUUUUUGUGCCUACCACAGCACAGAGACAGCCUUAGUUAAAGUGGUAAAUGAUUUUAGAGCCAACACAGAUGCCAAACAGCUCUCUGUCCUUGUACUCUUGGAUUGAAGUGCUACAUUCGACACUGUUGACCAUGCUAUCCUUCUGGAUAGACUGGAGAGGUGUGUUGGCCUCUCUGGACCAGCUCUAAAUUGGUUUAGGACCUAUUUAACCAGUCAAGAGUUUUUUGUAACCCUUGGUGAAGAUAACUCAGAGAAAAUACAUAUCACAUGUGGCAUUCCACAAGGUUCCGAUUUUGGGUCCAGUACUGCUCAGUUUAUAUAUGUUAACCCUUGGCAGCGUUAUCAGAAAGCACAGCAUUGAUUGUCACUACUACUGUAGCGGGGGAUUUGACGGAGUCAGGCGCAGGAGGUGUAAAUCACAGAAUAAAUGGUUUAUUCGGCCAAUACAGCGGUUCGCAGCAAGGCAUAAAAUAACUACAUUGCGGUAUAACGGCGCACUGGAGAAAAAUAAAACACACGGGUGAAUAUCCCGGCGAUACAGUACAUAAUGCUCCACCGAGCUAUCGACACCUCCACAUGAAACAAUCACACACAAAGACAUGGGGGGCAGAGGGAAUACUUAUACAGGGACUGAUGAGGGGAUAUGAACCAGGUGUGUAAAAAAACAAGCCAAAACAAAUGGAAUGAUGAGAUGAGGAGCGGCAGUGGCUAGAAGGCCGGUGACGACAAACGCCGAAGCCUGCCCGAACAAGGAGAGGUGGCAGCUUCGGAGGAAGUCGUGACAACUACGCAGACGAUACACAACUUUACAAUUCAGUGUCACCAGAGGAUUUUAACUCCACGGAUAAAUGAUUAGACUGUAUGAGUGAUUUAAAUACUUCCUCUAGCUAAAUCAAGACAAGACCGAGGUACUUAUUGUUAGAGCCAAAGCACAGAGAGAGAAUCUGGCCGCACAUUUUAAUUCACAGGCAAUAAAGAUAAAACACCAGGUAAAAAACCUAGGGGUCAUUUUAGAUUCUGAACUCAAUUUCGAAUCACAUGUGACCAAAAUAGCUUUUUACCACCUGAGGAACAUUGCCAAGGUGCGGCAGUUUCUCUCUCAGGCUGAUACAGAAAGACUCAUCCAUGCUUUUAUUACAAGCAGGCUUGACUACUGUAAUGCUCUCCUGUCUGGUCUACCCAAGAAAACCAUUGGUCAACUGCAAAACAUACAGAAUGCUGCAGCACGGGUACUGACCAAGACCAGACUGAGAGCACACAUUACACCAGUUUUAAGGUCUCUGCACUGGCUGCCUGUGAGUUUUAUUGAUUUUUAAAUCAGUCCACGAUUGUGCACCCCAAUACAUGUCAGACAUGCUUUUAAGUUAUGUACCCAGUAGGUCCCUCACGUCCUCUGGAACGGGCCAUUUAACUACAGUAUCUCAAGCCUAGGACCAAGAGGCAUGGAGAGGCAGAGUUAUUAUGCCCCCAGCCUCUGGAAUAGCCUGCCAGAGAACCUGAGGGGGGCCGAAACUGUGGACAUAUUUAAAAGACAUCUUAAAACAACCCUUUUUAGCUUUGCUUUUCCUUAGGGUGCUUUGUAGUCGUUCAGUUUUUAUUGGUAUUCUUUAGUUUUUUUAUCCUAAAGCUUGAUUUGAUUUGAAUGCUGUCCCAAUACUGAUUCUUGCUUUUGUCAUGGAGUUUUUUCCUACCCUUUCCAAUGUCAUCAUGCCAAUGCUGUCCCUCAGUGUAACAGUGUGGUGUAUCUCCCCUCCCCCCAGGACCCAAAGGUCCAUCAGGUCUCCCAGGAGAGAGGGGUCUACCUGGGCUUCCUGGACCUCCUGGACCCCCUGGACCCCCGGCCCCAGCCAGCGCCCGCAUCCCAGAGCCAGACCGGGGUAAGAGAAGCACCACUAUACCCUACAGCCAUAUCCAACACCACACACACGCAAUUAAUCAGAUGAACAGUUGCGUUAUGGAACACUCAAAUAAUUUGUUUACAAUUAUGAUGUCAUGGGCAGUGGCUAUUUUAGCAUGUAAAUAUUGGUGGGGCAAACUAAAAAAAAUAUAUUUUAGAUGAAUGCCAACAAACCUACUACACAACACUACACAACACUAAACAAUACAUUAAUUGCACUAUAACGGUGACAAACGGUGCCCACACACUGUUAGGGCCUACAUAAAGCUGUCCAAACAGCCGAGUCCCAACAGCAGUCCCAACCCCUUACCACUGCUACACCUAGCUAUCAGCGGAGCCUUGUCUGGCAGAGAAACAGUUAAUUCAGCUUCAUUUACUGCCUUUUAAAAAAACAUAGCUGAUAUGGCUGACUUGCUUAAACAAAUGUGAUUUCUACUGACAACUGAGAUGUACAAACUAUGGCAUAAGGAGACGACGAGAGGAUAAGAGGCAAUCCGUAAUUUUGAUUAAGACAUUAAUGAGCGAGCUAGGACGGACGUAGUCAAUGUAACUAUUUGUUCAGCACUUUUGAAAUGUACAGCAACAGAAUUCAGAACAUGGGCCGUUCUUACAGUAUUCUCCCUGUACACCAAGUCAGAACCGUAGGAUAAAUAAAGGGGGCAUAUAAGCAGACAAUGAAAGCUCUUACAAUAUUCGAUGAUUACAUGUCUCUAAAACAGGCUAUAUGCACCACCAAAUCAGAACAGUAGGUGAAAUUAUGAGAGGAAACGGGACCAAAUUAUUAGGGUGAGGCACAUGGGCUACUAACAGCUUACUACACAACAUACACUUAGUAUUACUUUCUUAGCUACAGUAUACAGUGGGGAGAACAAGUAUUUGAUACACUGCCGAUUUUGCAGGUUUUCCUACUUACAAAGCAUGUAGAGGUCUGUAAAUGUUAUCAUAAGUACAGUUCAACUGUGAGAGACGGAAUCUAAAACAAAAAUCUAGAAAAUCACAUGAUGUAUGAUUUUUAAGUAAUUAAUUUGCAUUUUAUUGCAUGACAUAAGUAUUUGAUCACCUACCAACCAGUAAGAAUUCCGGCUCUCACAGACCUGUUAGUUUUUCUUUAAGAAGCCCUCAUGUUCUCCACUCAUUACUUGUAUUAACUGCACCUGUUUGAACUCGUUACCUGUAUAAAAGACACCUGUCCACACACUCAAUCAAACAGACUCCAACCUCUCCACAAUGGCCAAGACCAGAGAGCUGUGUAAGGACAUCAGGGAUAAAAUUGUAGACCUGCACAAGGCUGGGAUGGGCUACAGGACAAUAGGCAAGCAGCUUGGUGAGAAGGCAAUAACUGUUGGCGCAAUUAUUAGAAAAUGGAAGAAGUUCAAGAUGACGGUCAAUCACCCUCGGUCUGGGGCUCCAUGCAAGAUCUCACCUCGUGGGGCAUCAAUGAUCAUGAGGAAGGUGAGGGAUCAGCCCAGAACUACACGGCAGGACCUGGUCAAUGACCUGAAGAGAGCUGGGACCACAGUCUCAAAGAAAACCAUUAGUAACACACUACGCCGUCAUGGAUUAAAAUCCUGCAGUGCACGCAAGGUCCCCCUGCUCAAGCCAGCGCAUGUCCCAUCUGAAGUUUGCCAAUGACCAUCUGGAUGAUCCAGAGGAGGAAUGGGAGAAGGUCAUGUGGUCUGAUGAGACAAAAAUAGAGCUUUUUGGUCUAAACUGCACUCGCCGUGUUUGGAGGAAGAAGAAGGAUGAGUACAACCCCAAGAACACCAUCCCAACCGUGAAGCAUGGAGGUGGAAACAUCAUUCUUUGGGGAUGCUUUUCUGCAAAGGGGACAGGACGACUGCACCGUAUUGAGGGGAGGAUGGAUGGGGCAAUGUAUCGCGAGAUCUUGGCCAACAACCUCCUUCCCUCAGUAAGAGCAUUGAAGAUGGGUCGUGGCUGGGUCUUCCAGCAUGACAACGACCCGAAACACACAGCCAGGGCAACUAAGGAGUGGCUCCGUAAGAAGCAUCUCAAGGUCCUGGAGUGGCCUAGCCAGUCUCCAGACCUGAACCCAAUAGAAAAUCUUUGGAGGGAGCUGAAAGUCCGUAUUGCCCAGCGACAGCCCCGAAACCUGAAGGAUCUGGAGAAGCUCUGUAUGGAGGAGUGGGCCAAAAUCCCUGCUGCAGUGUGUGCAAACCUGGUCAAGACCUACAGGAAACGUAUGAUCUCUGUAAUUGCAAACCAAAGUUUCUGUACCAAAUAUUAAGUUCUGCUUUUCUGAUGUAUCAAAUACUUAUGUCAUGCAAUAAAAUGUAAAUUAAUUACUUUAAAAUCAUACAAUGUGAUUUUCUGGACAGUUGAAGUGUACCUAUGAUAAAAAUUACAGACCUCUACAUGCUUUGUAAGUAGGAAAACCUGCAAAAUCGGCAGUGUAUCAAAUACUUGUUCUCCCCACUGUACAUAUCUCCCUGGCAUAUUACACCAUUUAUGCAGCAGUAUAAAAUACAUUUUUGGGCUCACCUUGUUGUGCUGUGCUCACUUGAACAGGAAGGAGGCGCGACGGUUCUUCGUGGGCAAAUUUUGUCAUCAAACUUUGUCAUCAAAGUCUGGCAUUCUCUGGAUUUAUGGUGCUUUCAAGACAACUGGGAUCCUGGGAAAAAAACAAGGUCGAAUGAUGACGUUGGUGAUCUUCAGGUCGGAGCUCUAAAAAGAGGCCCGUGUUCCCAACUUCCAAUUCCGAGUUGGAUGACCGUUCAAAACGUAUUUUCCCAGUUGGAGCUUGUUUUUUUCUGAGUUCCCAGUUGUCUUGAACUCACUGAAAUCAGAUUUACCAGUUCUGAGUUUCCAGUUGUUUUGAGCGUGGCAGAAGUCAUGUUGGAUUGACACCAUGGCCAAUGUUGAAUGUUUAUCCUUUUAAGCUUGGAAAAGAGACCCUUAAACCCAGACUUGGGACCACACACCCACUCCACUGAAUAGCAGGCUAGUGACUGCUUUGCGAUGCUUGCAGUUAGCCACUGAUUCCUUCCAAAUGUUUAUGUCCAAUGGCCGAUGAGCACCGAUACUUUUUAUCUAUAAUUUCUCUUCAUUAUUUCUCUUCAUAUGACAAGAAUUAAAAAGGAUUUGCCAGUAGAUUGUCGACUUGAUUCAUGAUGAUGACUGCUAGCUUGCUAGCUAAGAUUUUGAAAGUAUGAUGUUGACAUGAUCAGUCCAAUCAAAGCUGCUGUAGAUAUAACGUGAUUUGACGUCAUUUUAUCUGUGGCCGAUGACCUUGAGCCUUCUUGGAUGGGCAUUUCUAAUGUAACUCUAUGGCAGCACCCAAGGGGCUUGAAUUUUCGAGCUCUACCCUUAGAUAUCGCAGUGACAUAGUGUCCCCAUGAGUGACAGAACACUGAGCCAAUCACGGUGCAACUAGAGAAUAUUACCAACCCCUGCGCUCCAUAUUUUUGAAGCUGCCUUACUCAAGAAAGCAAAAAGUAGUUUGUAUGCAGCUUUAUUAACUAAAUUCAUUCAGCCUCACGUAAGGUUGGAGCCCAGGCAGUGAGAAGGGAUGAUAACUGAGAGGAGGAAAUGGGCUGCAGAAUGUGCAGAUGUGUAGGUUGACAGAUGGAGAAUUCUAGCUGUGGGUAAAUUAAGGUUGGCAUUGAGAAUUCUCAUACUGUGAACUGUUUCUUUCACAUCAAAGUGAAAGCAGCAGACGCAGGGGUUCUGUGCUGGGCUUCCUUUGGAAAACACUGGCUUAUUGGCUGUCCCGUCUGGAUCUGGAGGCGGGAAUCUCCUGCAGCAGAAUGGGACUGAAUCCUCCAACUUUCAGGUGGGACAGGGUCACAGGUAGAGAGGAGGAGGGGGAGGGGAUGUAUGAACCCAGCCAUCUUAGAAGAUCAUAUACAUUACAUUGUAGAACACUGUUGUAAACUCAGGACAUUGUGGGGUUGGAAAGUACAUGGACAGAGACUCACUAUCAGAGAGGGUGUUUAAGUACAGGAGCUGGAGAUGAAGAUAAAAUAAUGUUUCUAUAGAGACAGGCAGACGGACGGACGGGAGACGGACAGACAAGCAGACAGGUAGGCAGACAGACAGGCAGACAGGCGGGCGGGCAGGCAGGCAGGCAGGCAGGAAGGCAGGCAGGCAGGCAGGCAGACAGACACCUCUAUUGAUAGCAGGGUUAUGUGGGACUGGAAUAGGGAUCAGAGUCAGUCUGGCAGCUGGAGGAUGUGUCUCGUUGACAGGCCUUCCCCUCCCUGCUCUCCCCCUCUGUGGUACUCCAUCAGCACAGUGCUACCUGUCAGCCUGAGACAACCCUUUAAAACCACACACUUCCCCCUAUCACUGGACAUUUCCUAUCCCUCUUCCUCUCUCUUUCCCUACAGAUAGAUAUAGGUCACAGAAGUCCUCUGUCAGCCCAAUGUCAAUGGAGGUGACGCAAGUCUUUCUUAAUAAGUACUGUACCAUGUAUACCUGUAGGACAUGAAGUACGCAUACACAUGAGUGCAAACAAUGUGAUAAUGAUGAUAUUUAGCCAUAUAUAUAUUUUACAUUUACCUUUAUGAAAGAUGGACAGUGUAAAGGUUUGAUACUUUAUGGUGCUGAAAGAAGCCCGAACAUUUGCGCGAGAGCAUCGCCCCAUGUAGGUACUUUUCAGGUAUGUAGUUCAGUCCUCUUUUGUCCUGUUUAACCACUCAAUUCUAUGCAUGUCCUCUGUAUUCCAGGUCAGGGCAAGGAGCUGCUCCUCUCCAACACCUUCCCUGACCCACGAGGGAUGCCUGUCAAAGGCCCACAAGGCCCUGCUGGACCUGCUGGUCAGUAUGUCUGUUUUUCUCUCCUGGUCCCUAGCCACUAGCCAGUAACAUAUUGGUUUCAUUAUCCUGUCAGUGUAGUGAUUAAAUUGAGUAUUCAUUUGGGUUCUCUUAUCAGUUAUGCCCUUGGAAGCAUAAACAAAAUUAUCCAUUCUCUGUCAGAUUCACUGAAACACAACUCCCCUGUCCUCAACUCUCAUCUAGAGAUUCCUGAUUUCCUCUUUAGAGGAAGUUGAAUUUGCUCCCAGUCUCUCAAAUGUUGGAUUGAUUUGUUGUUUGCCUGUCCCUCUUGCCUCAGUUUGCAUCAACAGUGUUCAAUCAAAUGAUAUGUCAAGAUGAGACUUUUCAAUUCCCAUGUUUAAAGUGAGCUGUGAGAGGAGUGAGCUUGGGUCAGCUCCUAUGAUUGGUCGGAUUUUGGAUAACACUUAUCUAGCAUCACUUCUAUCAUAACCAAACAAGGCAGAUUUAAGAGUGUUCAUUAUAACAAGUAUGUCCAUAUUUGUAAUGGUUUGUCCAGUCCAGUAAUUAUAUACACACCUAUCAUGGGGGUAGGAAUAGAAAGACGUAAUGGGACACAGUUGUUAGUAUUCAUCUGACUAGAGAUUUCUGGUUAUUUUCAUACUUUUUUAUAGUGGUUAAUGUCAUAGUCCAAAUACCUUUGCAUAAUCUAACUUUGCAGGUGUUCCAAAACACACAUGUAACAUGAAACCCUUUCCUAUCAUUCAUCCAUAACUCAUAUUUUUUUCCUCCUUUAUUUUGUCUAUCUUUUCAUUCUCAAUUUGCCUUGUGUGUCUGAGAAGAACCUAUCUUGGCCUAUAAAGGCAACCUGACCUAAAGGCUGCCUAUUACCUUGAUGCUCACAGUCCUUAUGUAUCCCAUCAUACAGGUCCUCCAGGCCCCAAAGGCCCCGUGGGACCCCCUGGCCCAGCAGGACAGAACGUAAGCGUUUGCCUUAGGACUAUAGUGGGCAGUGUAUAAUGGUGCAAUGGAAAUAAUAAUCAUGUGAGAUUAGAUCCCACCUACUGUACAAUUUAACAAAUGUGUUAUCUGUCUGUUUUAACCUUUUCUCCUGUCUCUCUACAGGGUAAAUUGGGGGCCCCUGGGUUACAGGGCCUGGUGGGGCCAAAAGGAGAAAGUGGGGAGAGAGUGAGUACCAUGCACAGGCCAGGGCGCAACCACACCUAAUGUUUCCUCCCCAUUCUAUUAUUUCUAGAUAGAGAGACAAAACUCCUUCUAACUUGCCUCUGGCUUCCUAGGGUCCUCUGGGUUAUCCAGGAGAGAGAGGGUUCAGAGGAGAGCCGGUAAGCCACCUACCUCCUGUCUAGCUGUGGCCCUGAUGAGUGUGGCAAAAACCAACACGUCACACCCGAUUACACCGUGGUCAACUAUACAAUCCAGUGAUCUCAGAGAAUGUGUUUUACUGCUGCUUUUUCAUAAAGGAAAGGGAAAGGGGGAUACCUAGUCAGUUGUACAACUGAAUGCAUUCAACUGAAAUUCAACUUCCGCAUUUAACCCAACCCCUCAUAGGCAGUACUUUAUGCCAGUGAGAACUAGUUAUCACUAGUGUGCCAUUACUCUUGACUCAAUGUUUCUAUACAGGGAGUAGCAGGAGCCAAGGGAGAGCCAGGACAGAAAGGCCUGCCGGUAAGAACACCAGAGAUGGGGCCGUAGCUCACCCUGUGCCUCACUGACUCUCACUGGGCUGUAUAGGACCAGGAGCCAGGAGGGGAAACAGUGGCCCAAUGUCUUUCCUUGAUUCCUUGUGUCUUCUAUCCUUGCGUCCUUCUCAAAACUCAUAGGAGGAAAAUGUCUGAGGGGAGGAACCUUGGGUCUUCUCCUCCAAUGGGGUUUGAGAAAGAUGUGAGGAAAGAGGAUGCCAGCAAUUGAGAAAAACUAAUUGAGAAGUAGUCCAUUUCCCCACAGUGUACUUAAGUGUAAAUACUGUAUACUGUGUAGACAAUUAUUCUGUGUCUGUCUAAUCACUUAUUUUCCUUUGCCUCUUUCUCAUUUUACAAGAACAAUCUAAAUGUAAGGGAUUUAUGAACCAAGUCACCGCUUGGGCAUUUUUAUGAACCAUGUCCAAUCACCACGUUUACAUAUUUACUUUCUUAUGAAGUUUACUUUCCAUGUAUCUAUAUUGUUAUUAGUAUUGUUCUGCAAAUCGUCCUGCACUUGUUUUAAAAAAGUACUCAUUUACUCAUAGUAUGUCAGUUUGCGGCAUGUGGGAUUGUGGUUUUUGUUGUUUGUGUGGGCUCUGUUUAAUUAUGAUGUUGUGAUUAUUGUGGUUUUUUGGUCCUCGGGGUGUGCUGUGGGUGCUGCCCCUUGUUGAAAACACUGUCCUACUCCUGUCUGACCCUAAAGCUGUCUGACUCCCUCUGCAAGCUACUGUCUCCAUGGUUACCUUUCACAGUCACAUUCUGAGCAUCUGACAUUGGCAUAUACACACACACACACCUGCUGUUCCUACAUCACGAAUGCUAAGUCAUUUGCUGAUUGAGGGAAAGAUAAUAGAAUCUUUAAGAAUCUGUUGAGUGGCAUGUAAUACAGCAUUGUAUUGAGGAUCAAUAUUUGGUCAUGCCAUGCUUUUACAAACACUUCUACAAAUGAUAUAAAUAAUGCCAAGGAUGGCAUGUUCAUAUGUCAAGUCAACUUGCGUGGUCCUCUGUAGCUCAGCUGGUAGAGCAUGGCGCUUGUAACGCCAAGGUAGUGGGUUCGAUCCCCGGGACCACCCAUACACAAAAAUGUAUGCACGCACGACUGUAAGUCGCUUUGGAUAAAAGCGUCUGCUAAAUGGCAUAUUAUUAUUAUUAUUAUUAUAAAGCACAUAACGUUUAUACAUAGUAUAAAUUAACAUUGGUAUAUGUGGAAUGUAUAUGCCAAAUCACUCCAUGUAGAGUUAUUGUGGGAACAGUGGUGGUGGGUUAGUGCUGAGUGGGGUGGACUGGGUUGGAGAUGUGAAUGGAUACAGCUAUCCUCCAGUGUCCCACAAUGCAUGGCUGCAUGCUCCCAUCCUUAGUUACUGCACUGUUUGCCAUUUCUCUCUUGCUUGCCAAACUCAAAUGUAAACUCCUUAACUUAGUGUAAAAAUGCAUCAAUAACACAGAAACCGGGCAUGGUCACUCUAAAUUGUAUCUCAAACCAAAACUAUAUUUAUUAUCUCCUCAAUGGUCUCACAAUAGGCCCAUUAUCCUUUCAGCUCCCAUCUGCUCCUCAUCAAUCAACCAUGACCCAGAGGAUCUUGUUAUUGUGGAGCCGUACAAACUGGACAAACACAAACACACUGGACAUUAGUCAUUGAUAUGAUUUAUUGAUAUAGCUUAAUGAAAUCUUGCCUUUUGUUCUGUAGAGGUUUAUCCUUUGCUCGUUAAUCAGUUUAUUUCUUGACCCAAGAGAAAAAUACUCAGGCAUCCACACUAACGUCAUAUUGUGCAUGCAUUCUUUAUCAACUGUCACUGACAUGAUUGCUUGUGUCUGUUUACUUUCUGUUCCUUUUUUUCAAUGUUUGAUGAUUCAUAAAGCCAGUAGGUCUUUCUUGACAAUUGGACAGUGAUCUGUUUCUCAUUUUAAACAGAAUCAAAUAGAAAGAGUAAAGGUUUACUGGCUUUAUUUGGUGAGCAUGUUUUAAUACAGUGAGAGAUGGAUGGGCAGCUAUUAUGAACUCAGCUCUAAUAACCGUUAUGUAGAAACAGUUUACUGAGACUUCAGAAGGUUAUUUUCAACCGUUUUAGAAAAUCACUCUGUAAUGCAACAGAAACUUGUCUGGCUGAAUAGCUGCUCAUCUUGAUCAAGUCCAGAAGGAAUGCAGAUGGCAUGGUCAAACUUGAGGCCCUGGACCGCCUCCUCCACUUUUGUUAUGUCAACAACAUGGGAAUGUCUUGUGAUGUGCAUGCUGUUUUUGCCCAGCAUGGCAAAGACUGGCCUGGUAUGGCAGCAUGGCCAGAGAACGAGGGAGAUAGAGAGAUACAGGGGCGGGAUAAGGUACAGAUGUAGGAUCUUAAUUUGAUCACUAUUUUGUUGCUGAGAAUCUUCCUGCACAGCAGGAAAUGCAAACUUGUAGUGUAUUCAAGGUUUAAAAAGGCUUCUAAAGUUUGUAAUUUUCCCUUUAAAAUGCCAGACUUGAUUUGCCCUAACGGAAAAUGUAUCAACCCCUACAAUAAAUGUUCAUUAAUUAUAAUCCACAUAAUAAUUCACAUUUCCUGUUGCUGCAGGAUUAUUUUUUCCUGCUAUAGCAAACUGUCUCAAAUUAAGAUCCAACAUCUGUAAAGGGUGCUGGGUGGGUGCGUGGACUGGUUUUAACCUGCUAACUGCUGUAAUAGAUUGACAGAGAGAAAAUGACUUGCACCUUGGCGAGCAAUUUGUUUGGCUUGUGCUCCUUACCUUGACGGCUGUAUCUAUCUUCACAGGGGGACGGGAUACAUCAGAUCAGAGAAGCGCUGAAGAUCUUAGCCGAGAGGGUUUUAAUCCUCGAGACUAUGAUCGGUAUUCAUGGUGAGUAGGAGGCCUGAGGUAGCAGGGUCAGCUUUAGGCAGGGGUCAGACAAGGCUGGGUGUCACCCCACACUCCUCCACUUCUGGGAAGUGGGACAGGGGGUAUGGCCAGAGGCAGACAGCCCCAGGACCAGGCCUGGUGUGUCCGCUCCCCACCCCUCACCCAGUCCCCUUGUCACUGUUCUCUGAUAGGACAUUAGUUUGAAGAUGUUCCAAGACUUGCAGGCAGACCUGGAGCUUCUGGCUCGCAGGGUGACACUGCUGGAGGCUAUCAUCUGGCCAGGUAACGCUGGUAACCAUCCUCACCUCCAGGUCACACUAGUCACUAGUACAUUAUCUACUGGAUCAGGCAUACAGGGAUCAUAUGAAAAAUUAUAUUUUAUGUCUGUUUUUAUUUAAGAGUUGUUGCUGUAACUCACAUUAGUAGGCACCUACUAGUACAUGUUUAUUAAUUCACUAAAUAGGUGAUGCAACUCAAAGAUUUAGACAUGUCUAGAUCACUUUCAUAGCUAGGCGCAUCAUAAUGACGAAUAUCUCAUAUGGCAACAUCAUAUAAGCUUUAUUAUAUGUAAUAAUGUGCUCUAUUAACUAAGUAUUUUAUAUUGAUGUCUCAUAUGUAUGCAUAGGGUAGCAUGGCCCCAACUCUUUGUUUCUUCAACAGAGCCUGAUUUAGGGUCUGGAGAUGGUCCAUUCGGGACUGCGUCCCCAGGUGGUUUCUACAGGGAUAAGCGGGCAGGAUCCGAACCCUAUCGGCUCGUCUCCCCUCCUCUGUCCUCAGACACUAAGGUUCAGGGGAAGUAGCAUCGCUCCCUGCUGCAUCUCUGAGGAUCACAGUCUGGGUUUAACCACCCCCUCCCUUAGGUCUCUCUGGCACUCUACUGAUCCAGACCUUAUCUGAUACCUUAUCCGAUACCCUCUGUGGGCUGUACCAUCAGACGAAAGGUGGGGGACACCUCAGGGAAGCUCCACUGGUGCUCCGGAGUCUGCCCACCUCCAUUGGGAACCAGUACCAGCCACCUUUACCCCAACAUACACCUCCACGUAGACCCAUGGCUCCCCCUGUGUCCCAUCCCCAUGGCUACAGCUAG
This is a messenger RNA of Coregonus sp. 'balchen', 28024 nucleotides long. NCBI's taxonomy places the organism in Eukaryota, Metazoa, Chordata, Actinopteri, Salmoniformes, Salmonidae. The record is from the annotation of a GenBank genome assembly.